Messenger RNA from Suillus bovinus, 705 nucleotides. RefSeq names its product phosphoglycerate mutase-like protein. Lineage: Eukaryota; Fungi; Basidiomycota; Agaricomycetes; Boletales; Suillaceae. Gene Ontology annotation, molecular function: fructose-2,6-bisphosphate 2-phosphatase activity. Gene Ontology annotation, cellular component: cytosol. The transcript has 3 exons. The record is from RefSeq and is a predicted model, not a curated record. Bases 1 to 705 code for a protein of 234 amino acids. Gene Ontology annotation, biological process: negative regulation of glycolytic process; positive regulation of DNA repair; fructose 1,6-bisphosphate metabolic process.
AUGACUCUCCUUGCUCGUGUGUAUGUUGUGAGACACGGAGAAACAGACUCAAAUCGCAACAGAAUAAUUCAGGGUCAGCUGGAUACAGAGCUCAAUGCCACUGGUCUUGCACAAGCUGCGAUAACUGCAGAGGCGCUCAAAUCUGUCUCAUUCGACAAAGCUUUCACGAGUGAUCUCCAGCGAGCUUCUAGGACUGCCGAGAGGAUUCUCCAGUACCACACUGGCACCGAGUUGGUCAAAGACAGCGCGUUGCGAGAAAGGUUUAUGGGCGAAUUGCAAGGCAAGAAGGGCCCAAUCGACAUGGAAGGAAGGAGUGAGUUGUCCUCGAUAGAGACAGACGAAGCUCUUGUUGAGCGUUGCAUCACUUGGUAUAAUCGGGUGAUAAUACCGCACAUCUCCGUCGCCAAACCUGACGUCUUAGGGGGCCAAUGUCGGAACCUACUCGUUCUAUCACAUGGAGCGUUCAUAGCUACGCUCUUCAGCAUCAUGAUCUACAGCAACCAUGUUACUCAUCCUGCAGAGUUCAAGCUUAGAGGCCUUCCUUCAUUAGGCAAUACAAGUAUAUCCGUUGUAGAAUACAGGAUAGUUCAAAGAGGGAAGCAUAGAGAGGUGGAAGCUAACAUAUUAAAGUACGGGGACAUUUCCCACUUGCGUGGACUGCGUGUAAUGGAAGAAAAUGCUGAUGUAGAAAUCUAUCAAUCAUAG